AUGAAGGGAUUCGCAUCCGCCGUCCGGACGGCACCCCGCGUGCGGGCCCGCCGCGUCAAGCCGGCGCUGAGGACCUGCCAGCAGGUCCGGUGCGCCUCCGACGCGGCCGGCUCCGAGCUGAAGAGGACGCCACUGUACGACCUGCACCUCGCCCACGGCGGCAAGAUGGUGCCCUUUGCCGGCUACAGCAUGCCCGUGCAGUAUGCGGGCGCCUCCCUCGCCGAGUCGCACCACUUCACGCGCCAGCAUGCCUCGCUCUUUGACGUCAGCCACAUGGUGCAGCACACGUUCCGGGGCCCCGCAGCCGCCGCCUUCCUCGAGAAGGUGACGCCCUCGGCAUGGAGCAACAUGGGCCACAUGCAGAGCAAGCUGACGACGUUUCUGUGGCCCGACAGCGGCGGCAUCGUCGACGAUUCGGUCAUCACCAGGAUCGGCGAGGAUGAGUACUACGUCGUCACCAAUGGCGCCUGCCUCGACAAGGACUCCGACUAUCUCGACCGCGAGCUGGGCAGCUUCGGCGGCGGCGUCGAGUGGACCAGGCUGGACGGGUCCGGCCUCGUGGCGCUCCAGGGCCCAAAGGCCGUCCAGCUGCUCAAGCAGGCGCUGGCCACCGACGUCGACCUCGACGCCCUCUACUUUGGCAACGCCGUCUGGGCCAAGCUCAAGCUUGCCGACGGGAGCAAGACGCACCCUGUCCUCAUCAGUCGUGGUGGCUACACGGGCGAGGACGGCUUCGAGAUUUCCCUCAACGGCAAGCUGUACCCGGCGCUCGAGACGACAAGCCGCGCCGUCGAGGCGCUCCUCAAGGUCGCCGGCCCCGAGUCCCUGCGGCUCGCUGGCCUAGGGGCGCGUGACUCUCUGCGCCUCGAGGCCGGCAUGUGCCUGUACGGGCACGAUCUCGACGAUACGACGACGCCCGUCGAGGCCGGCCUCAGCUGGAUUAUCCCGCCGGAGCGCCGCAAGGCGGGCGGGUUCCACGGGGCCGAUGUCAUCCUGCCGCAGCUGACGCCCAAGAGCAAGGGCGGCCGGGGCGUGGAGCGGCGGCGCGUGGGCUUCGUCGUCGAGGGCGCGCCGGCCCGCGAGGGUGCCGAGGUGCAGAGCGGCGACGGGCAGAGCGUGGGCCGCAUCACGAGCGGGGUGCCGAGCCCGACGUUGGGCAGGAACAUUGCCAUGGGCUACGUCAGGACCGGCCAGCACACGGCGGGCACCGAGCUGGACAUUGUCGUCCGGGGCCGUAAGAGAAAGGGCGUCGUGACCAAGAUGCCGUUUGUGCCGACGCGCUACGUCAAGGCUGGUGUCCAGGCGGGAUAG
Messenger RNA from Hirsutella rhossiliensis, 1311 nucleotides. RefSeq names its product aminomethyltransferase folate-binding domain-containing protein. The coding region runs from base 1 to 1311 and encodes 436 amino acids. Gene Ontology annotation, biological process: glycine catabolic process. NCBI's taxonomy places the organism in Eukaryota, Fungi, Ascomycota, Sordariomycetes, Hypocreales, Ophiocordycipitaceae. The record is from RefSeq and is a predicted model, not a curated record. Gene Ontology annotation, cellular component: mitochondrion. The transcript has a single exon. Gene Ontology annotation, molecular function: protein binding; aminomethyltransferase activity.